Molecule: messenger RNA, 516 nt
Organism: Helobdella robusta
Lineage: Eukaryota; Metazoa; Annelida; Clitellata; Rhynchobdellida; Glossiphoniidae
Exons: 2
Coding region: 1-516 (171 amino acids)
Source: RefSeq, a predicted model, not a curated record
AUGUUUGCUGUGGCGUUUAUUUCGUUGAAUUUAUGGUUACUAAGUAUUGGCGCGAAGAAAUGUUUCCAAAGAUUCGAAGAAGAUAAUGCAAGUUUUUGUUCCUGCGAUCCAGCGAUUGAGGACAGGAGCUUGUCCACGUUCUCGUUUCUAGAGGCCCUCAUGUUGUGUUCAAUGAGAUGUUCACAAACAGCCAGCUGUGUUGCUUACAACUUCUUCAAUGCCACCAAUCAGUGCCAACUCUUCAAUCAAACAUUGAAUAAGUUCUCUGUACUGCCCGGCUGCCAAUAUUUUUUUAAAAAAGAGGAACAAAUUAAACCAAUGAUGAUCAAUACCGAUGACGAACUGAAGGAAUUUUACUUCAACGGAGAGAACGUACCCGUUGCAAUGAACUUUCCACACGCAAAUGAUUGGGACAUUCCUGAUUGGCUCGACCUGAGUGGCAGUAUGUUCGUCCUCGCUGUGAAGGCCUACAACCGCGUUUUGAACGGUUGGCAUGGCUAUGUUCCAUGUUUAUAA